AUGCUCUCUCGAUGGCAGAUAUUUGCCCUCCUAGCACUACCGGUGCUUCUGGUCUUGGAAAUCCAACACAUCCACUUCUUUUCCAGCGUUACCCCGCGCAUUCCCGCCAUUUCCUCAUGGCUUCCGAACUCUCUCCAACCGUCGACUCGACCGCGGGUUACUCUUCGGCAAGGGACAGUUGUUGGAGUGACGCUGCGACACACACUCAAACAUCCGGUUGAGGCAUUUCGAGGAAUCCCGUAUGCUUUACCGCCGACUGGGAAGAGAAGAUUCCGACGUCCAAAGCGAGUCGAUCCAUCCGACGAGCUGAUUGAUGCUGGUCGCAUGGGCCGUCGAUGUCCUGGGAAACAACUGAUUCCGCUGAAGGGAGACCCCGGCAGCGAUGAGGAUUGUCUCACCGUGAACAUCUUCCGACCUCGUGGGGUGCAGUGGAGGAAAUUACCCGUCGCUGUGUACAUCCACGGAGGGGCUUAUAAUCGCGGUUCUGCUUUAAUGCAUAAUACCGCGUCUAUGGUAGGAUGGUCUGCAGAGCCAUUCAUCGGCGUUUCAUUUAAUUACCGCCUCGGUGCACUCGGCUUUCUUCCGUCGUCCACAACGGCCCAGGAAGGUCUUUUGAACCUCGGUCUCCAUGACCAAAUUUUCCUACUGGACUGGGUUCAUGACAAUAUCGAGGCUUUUGGAGGCGAUGCCUCGCAGGUGACGCUAUUCGGAGUGUCCGCAGGAGCUCAUUCGAUUGCACACCACAUUAUGAACAUAAAGCUCGGAGAUGAGCUGUUCCACCGCGCCAUCAUCGAGUCUGGCGCCGCCACAUCGCGCGCCGUUCAUCCACCCAAUGCCACUCUCCAUGAGGAUCAGUUCCGCCAGUUCGUGGAUGAGUCUGGCUGCAACAAUAUGCCUGACAAGGAAAUCUUUGGAUGUCUUCGCCGACAGCCCCUGGAUCGAAUCACCAAUGCCUCUUUUACCGUCUUUGAUCGAUACAACCCGUCUGUGCGCUGGGCAUUCCAACCCGUCAUUGACGGUGAUAUCAUCGCGCAAAGACCCAUCGACGCCUGGAAUUCCGGCGAAUGGAAUAAGAUGCCUAUUCUGACGGGGUUCAACACCAACGAAGGUACCUACUACGUGCCCACCAAUAUGUCCAAGUCGGAGGAGUUUACAGAAUUCUUCCACACCCUCCUCCCCGCUUUCUCAGACGCGGAUCUCAAGACCAUUGACUCCCUCUACCCCGACCCGGCACGGGAUCCAUCUUCCCCUUAUCUGGAAACGAGAAAUAUCUCCGUUGGAUCGCAGUAUAAACGCGUCGAGGCCGCGUACGGACAGUAUGCGUAUGUGUGUCCCGUGCGUCAGACAGCCCGAUUUGCCUCCCGCGGUCAGAAGAAGCCCGUGUUUCUGUAUCGAUGGGCAUUGAAUACGACUGUCCAGGGCGGCGCCAACCACGCGGAUCAGCUACCUUACGAGGCAUUUGACCCGGAGGUGAGGGGUAUUUCCCCAUCUCAGGAGGAAGUUUCCGGCAUGCUACAUGCGUAUUUCACAUCUUUUAUUAUCCGUGGAGACCCGAACGCCGUGUCUGGCGCAUAUCCGGACCGACCGCUGUGGGAGAGCUAUACACCCGACGGGCGGAUUAUGAUCUUUGGCGAUGGUAAUGACGAGAGAGCCGGAGGAGCUGGGACUGGGGUUCCAGCGCAGUUGGCGAGAGACGAAUGGAGUCGUCGAGAAUGUAAUUUUUGGUGGAAAAAGACGGAAUCCAACUGA
Aspergillus tanneri is the source of this 1749-nucleotide messenger RNA. RefSeq names its product putative extracellular lipase. The transcript is spliced from 5 exons. Lineage: Eukaryota; Fungi; Ascomycota; Eurotiomycetes; Eurotiales; Aspergillaceae. Bases 1 to 1749 code for a protein of 582 amino acids. The record is from RefSeq and is a predicted model, not a curated record.